AUGGUGAAUUUCCAACUUACAGGACUUUGUGAUGAUGAUGAUUUGGAUGGAGGGGAGAUGUGCUCGUUCCGAACGCCCAAGAAGAGGCAGGGUAUGCUCUACAAGGCUGAGGAAUCGGCAAGCAAAAUCAGGACUGGCACAGGAACGCCGAAAACUAAACCUAGUACACCUUCACACAAGACCCCCAUAAAAGCAUUGACUCCAAGUUUACGGAUGACACCACGACGUAAUACAUCCUUCCGCAACCAAACUCCUUCCACCAAAUAUACACCAAAGAAGAGCACUGGGACUCCGAGAAGAACCCAAGGAAAGGUUGACAUUGUCGUUCCAAAGACACCAUACCAGCUGCGAGUUAGGCAAAAAAAAGCUAUCCAGGCAUAUACAAGACAGAUGGAGGACUUUGAUGAUGGAGAUAGUGAUUUCCAAGGCAGCGAUUGCAGCACCAGUGAAUCAGAAGAUUCUGAGCAAGAAUCAAAUAAAGAAGAAGAGUCAGACAAAGAAGAAGAAGAAUCAGACAGUGACUCAGGAAAGGGUAGUGAGGAUGCAAUACCCUCCUGCCGCAGAUCCCUCCGCUUUCAACCUCCACCUGCCACUACUUCAUGUAAAAAGAGAGGGAAAGAGUUUAACUAUGUGUUCACUGCCGAUGAAUACUUCCGGUCACAGUCCGACAAGUGCGUAACGUCGGACCACAACCUGAGUCGUCUCAAGAGUUCCCACACACACCUCCCCGCCCUGAGUCUCCCCACACUCUGCCCCUCUCACCAGCGUGCGCUGGCCUCACGGAGAGCAGGCGACAUGCACAUGUUCCAACGCUGGAUGUUUGCGCUCAGCCAAGGAUUCAGUAUUCUCGCUUAUGGACUCGGCUCCAAGUACAAAAUACUACAAAAGUUUCACAAAGAAAUGCUGUCUAAUAGCCAUGUUGUUGUCGUGAAUGGCUUCUUCCCGAGUAUCAACAUAAAAGAGAUAGUGGAUAUGAUAGCUCGAGACUUGCUCGGGUUGACGUAUGUGCUGCCAUCCGCACAUGCCACAGUCGACUGGAUAGAGAGCCGACGGUGGACGCCUCGUGUGUUCCUGCUUGUACACAACCUGGAUGCAGAAAUGUUGCGCUGCGACAAGACUCAACGUGUUCUGUCUCGCCUUGCCAGCCUGCAGAGGGUGCAUCUCGUUGCUUCCGUUGAUCACAUAAAUUGUCCGCUCUUGUGGGACCAGGGCAAGUUGAGUGGCUACAACUUCAUGUGGGAGGAUGUGACGACGCUGCUGCCGUACGUGGAGGAGACCAGCUAUGAGACGUCUCUGAUGGCGCAGAACAGUGGGACCUUGGCGCUCUCAUCACUGCUCAGUGUGUACCGCUCACUACCCCACAACUCGCGCGGCGUAUUCCGCAUCAUCCUGGAGAAACACCUGGACGCCAACAGCCAGAAAUACACAGGAAUGGCAUUCAGUGAGCUGUACGGCCGGUGUCGGGAGGAGAUGUUGGUGACGAGUGAUCUUGCGCUGCGUACAAUGCUCACAGAGUUCCUCGACCAUCAGAUGGUCAAGUGGCGUAGAGACGAGCACCUGUACAUCCCGACAGACCUUAGUGUACUGCGACAGUUCCACUCUCAGAUACAGGACAGCUAGCCACAGCUUUAUGGCAUGCUCUGGUAUAAUCAGAAAGCAGUCAAUUUUCUGUAGAUAACGAUCUCAGUUUGCUGGUUUUAUUUAUUUACAUGUACAGUAAUACUUUGGCAGUUUCUGCUGUUUUAAGUGUAUCCUUUAAUUUAUUUAUAGCUUAGUAGUAAUAUAACAAAUUGCGAUAAUGUGUUGGUUGUGAUGCAAAUAUUGGACAAAAAGAUGAGUGUUUGUAUUGUAUUCAGGUGAGUUUUAUAGGUACAGAAGUAAUUUUAGUGAAUUAUCUGUGUACAGAAAUUAUUUUACGAAUGAAACAAAUAGAUUAAGAUACAAACUAAAUAACUGCUUCAUUGACAGUUGGAGGCUUUU
This is a messenger RNA of Homalodisca vitripennis (glassy-winged sharpshooter), 1980 nucleotides long. Its product is annotated as origin recognition complex subunit 2-like. The transcript has 7 exons. The record is from RefSeq and is a predicted model, not a curated record. Bases 1 to 1620 code for a protein of 539 amino acids. Gene Ontology annotation, biological process: DNA replication. Lineage: Eukaryota; Metazoa; Arthropoda; Insecta; Hemiptera; Cicadellidae. Gene Ontology annotation, molecular function: DNA replication origin binding. Gene Ontology annotation, cellular component: nucleus; nuclear origin of replication recognition complex.